Rangifer tarandus platyrhynchus (Svalbard reindeer) is the source of this 453-nucleotide messenger RNA. The record is from the annotation of a GenBank genome assembly. Lineage: Eukaryota; Metazoa; Chordata; Mammalia; Artiodactyla; Cervidae.
AUGUACAUACACACAUACAUAUGUGUGUGUGUGUGUGUGUGUAAAGAAAGAGAGAAGAUAUUCCUAUCCAGGGAUGAUAUGCAAAAUAUUGGAUUGGCCACCAAGUUGAUGCCAGUUUUUCCAUGUGCUCAGGUGUGUCUGACUCUUUGUGACCCCGUGAACUGCAGCCCGCCGGGCUCCUCUGUCCAUGGGAUUCUCCAGGCAAGAAUCCUGGAGUGGGCUGCCACACCCUCCUCCAGGGGAUCUUCUCCACCCGGGGAUCAAACCCAGGUCUGCCGCACUGCAGACAGAUUCUUUACCCCUGGACCACCACGGAAGCCCGACAAUACUGGGAUGGGUAGCCUAUCCCUUCUCCAGCAGAUCUUCCCGACCCAGGAAUUGCACCAGUGUCUCCUGCAUUGCAGGCCAAUUCUUCACCAGCUGAGCUACCACGGAAGCCCAGAUUUUCUGUAA